Molecule: messenger RNA, 1772 nt
Organism: Agrilus planipennis (emerald ash borer)
Lineage: Eukaryota; Metazoa; Arthropoda; Insecta; Coleoptera; Buprestidae
Gene: Gl
Product: protein glass
Exons: 6
Coding region: 177-1478 (433 amino acids)
Biological process (GO): regulation of transcription by RNA polymerase II
Cellular component (GO): nucleus
Molecular function (GO): DNA-binding transcription factor activity, RNA polymerase II-specific; RNA polymerase II cis-regulatory region sequence-specific DNA binding
Source: RefSeq, a predicted model, not a curated record
UGUGUGGAUCUAUUUUGAAGUUUCAAUACCUAGAGUUAAAAAAAAUUGGAGCAAAAAUGUGAUAAUCAAAGGGACUAACUAAACCUCAAAGAAGAAAGAGAGUAUCACGGGAUUGGUCGACAGGUUCGGGAGCCUGGAAAAGGACGAAGGAAGGUAGGAUCUGAAGGAGGAGAAGGAUGGAUGGGGGCAACUACGUACCGAACAACCCCCAGUUCGGGCUCCAGCUCGAAUGUAACUGGACCCCCUCGAUAGCAACGGCACCGGUGCAAACUGCCAACGGCUGUGCUGUCCAGGUAUCAUCGAACUGUUCUUCUGCAGGAGGUGGUGUAGGUGCAGGAGUUGCAGAUAGUGCUGCAAGUGUUCCAGGAGACGACCUAUCACCUUGGCCGGAGGAUAUGGGUUCUUUUACCUUGCCUCUGGAUCUAGAUCCAUUACCAACGCUGUUUCCAUUUUCACCAUGUGCCACAACUAACAAUAACAAUUACAAAACGGAUAACUCCUUUCAUUCACCCCCGUCGAUGUCGUUUCGAGAGACGAAACCGUCUUCAGGGGACGUAGCAGACGUCCUGCUAUCACUCAAACACGCUGUUGUUCAUCCUGAACAAGAACAGCAGCAGCAAAUCUAUCAUCCGCAAGUGUUAAUGUCACCAAACAAUUGUCCUGGUACUUUUUGCGACCAAUCGUUUGCCCAGCAACCAUCAGCGCCAGUUUUCCCAUCCAUGUCUGUCAACGUCUCCAUGAAUAUGACCAUGCAUGGGUAUCAUCCCGCAGCGGCUGCUUACCCUACCACCACGGAAAUUACAUAUCCUCAGGUCCAGUGGAAUUCAGGUCCUCAGUUUUCGCCAUCGACCCAAGGACUGUUAUCGCCGGGUUAUGGUAGUGCCACAUAUUCGUUCACAGCUGAUUUUAGGCCUCCUCAGCACCAAGAACCACCUUCUGCGGUAUUCUCAGCGGCCUACAAACCAGUCAUGUCACUAUCACCUCCUCGAAGGAAGCACCACCACAGUUUACCUGUACAUUUUGAGGAAGAAAACCAAAAGCCGAACGUUUGUCGAAUAUGCGGAAAGAGUUACGCUCGUCCUAGCACACUCAAAACGCAUCUGCGCACUCAUUCCGGCGAGAAACCGUACCGCUGCAUCGACUGCAACAAGUCCUUCUCGCAGGCGGCGAAUCUCACCGCGCACGUGCGCACCCACAGCGGCGAGAAGCCGUUUCGCUGCCCGGUGUGCGACCGGCGCUUCUCGCAGUCCAGCUCAGUCACGACGCACAUGCGCACACACAGCGGCGAGCGGCCGUAUCGCUGUCGCUUGUGCAAGAAGGCCUUCUCGGACAGCAGCACGCUCACGAAACAUCUGCGCAUCCACAGCGGCGAGAAGCCGUACGAAUGUAAACUGUGCCUGUUGCGAUUCUCGCAAAGUGGAAACCUAAAUAGGCAUAUGCGAGUGCAUGGAAAUAACGGGACCAUGGUAAUCACGUGAUCUUUAUUUAAAAGGUUUUAAGGAUUGUGAGAACAUUUGUGUGUCAUAAUGUAAAGUACAACGAGAUGUUUCAAUUAAUUAUUUAUUAAUAUGAAUGUACUUACUUACACCAAAAAUUCUAAAUUUAUAUAAAAGGUUGACAUUUCGACCUUUCGAAAUCAAUUCUUGAUUAGUUAAAGUCUUGUGAUGAUAAUAUCGAUUUUUAUGCCCAAUGUACAUACUGUAAAUUAGUAAAAAGAAGAUGAAAAUAUGCGCAACGAGAAUAAAUCGAAAUUUCAUUGUGAAUGAAUUUGU